AUGUUCAUGCAGGUCAAAGUCUUUGCAGCGAAAAGGGUUGCUCUACGGUUGUGGUGGUGGCCGAAUGGAGACCUAGACGGACCUGCCCAAGAUUAUCGGAUGACUAUGCACCCAUUUGCCGCGAUAUCUUCUCCCUUCUGUGCAAACUUCGCGGUAAAACCGACCGUGAAUCAAUUUGCUCAGCACUUCGAACCCCGGUGGACUCCUGUGUUGAACAAUUUUUAUGUGGACGACUUCCUGGGAUCCUUUGAUAGCAUCGAGGAAGCAGUUCGACAUAUUAGGGAUCUAUCCAAGUUACUGCUCAUGGGAGGGUUCAAGUUGAUCAAGUGGAUGUCCAACAGUCGUCAUGCAAUCGAUUGCAUCCCAGUUGAUGAGCGGGCGCAGAGUCUCCGUGAAUUGCAGGGGAGUCCGUUACCAACCGAUAGAGCACUUGGUGUGCAAUUGGACUCGGAGAAAAAAGUUCUUGUUCCAACUCCCGUUACCUGA
This is a messenger RNA of Echinostoma caproni, 486 nucleotides long. NCBI's taxonomy places the organism in Eukaryota, Metazoa, Platyhelminthes, Trematoda, Plagiorchiida, Echinostomatidae. The record is from the annotation of a GenBank genome assembly.